Molecule: messenger RNA, 8766 nt
Organism: Callithrix jacchus (white-tufted-ear marmoset)
Lineage: Eukaryota; Metazoa; Chordata; Mammalia; Primates; Cebidae
Gene: ABCC9
Product: ATP binding cassette subfamily C member 9
Biological process (GO): transmembrane transport; potassium ion transport
Cellular component (GO): membrane
Molecular function (GO): ATP hydrolysis activity; ABC-type transporter activity; ATP binding
Source: RefSeq, a predicted model, not a curated record
UCUGGGCUCCAUCCAUAGUAUUAGGAUCCUCACUGUUGAAGUGGGAGCUCUUACCUCCCUGCGUCGCUGCAGACAGCGCCAGGGUACAGUUGUCAAGCGUUCAAAGGCCACAAGAACGGAGUCUUCGGACCCUCCCGGGUUUCCGCCUAAGUGGCCUCGCAGAUCUUUAGCAGCCGCGGGUUCAAGUCCCAGCCGCAGGCGCAGGCCAGGCACUCACCCGGAAAUGCAGCGACCUUCUCAAGAGUGGGGCACCCGCGGAAAAAUCCCCUGGGACUGGUAGGGCUGGAGUCGGCCUGGGCCCACUACAUCGCAGAGGCCAGGAGGCCACCGGUGUUUAGGGGUCAGGUCUGGGGACCAGCGCCAGCAGCCCGCAGUCCUCUCGCAGUGCCCCUUGAGGAUGGCGCGGAGCCUCGGGGGCAGCAGUCCGUCCGACUGACCAUGUUUUACUGGAAUAGGACAGUUGCUGAAAACAAUGCUUAUCUCAAGCUGACUCAAAACUGGUUCUUGAGAAAAUCCAGUGUUAAUUAAAGAGGGUUGUCAGGGACAAAAUUCACCGCUUGCGUUUUGCGGGGGAGUAGUUGUGGGGUGAUCGUUUUAUAAACACGUUAUCUCGAGAGUUUAUUAUUUCUCUGGUUGGGAACAGAAGAGGGAGAACUGUUUGUGCAGUCCAUGGGAACCAGCGUCUCACUUUCGGGGACCGUGGGCAAGGGUAGCCCUUCGAUUCUGCGGCGGCUGGUCCACCAGAGUAGCCAAGUUUUCCAGGUCGCCGGGGAAAGGUGGAAAACUCGACUUGAGCCUGCCUUGCUCCUGUGAGACAUUCGUGCACGAAUAGCCCAGCAGUGGGUGCCUCUAUCUAGAGUGAGCCCUUCAUUUCCCGGAUCCGUUCAGGGGGAAGCAGCGAACCCGCAAAUCCACUUCUUUCUGUGGCUGAUAAAAGGGUGCUUACAGAGCGUAGAAAAACAUAACAAAACAAAACAAAGAAACAAGAAUACCUUGAGUGUUUUGACGUUUGAAAACCCGACUCCGGAGAAUCAUGGAAUCAUAUUUCAAGUCCCAGUGUCUAAUGAAGUUUAGGGGACGCCUUAUCACUCGGGUUUGUGAAAUCGCGGCGUCGCGCGCCCCAAGUUACAGCUCGGCAGAACAGGGAUGGGGAGGGUCUCCGGCCCCAGGCGCUGCGCGCGGGGCUUUGCCCAGUUUCCUGCCUCACAGUCGCGGAGUCCGCCCCGGCCCAGAGCAGUCUGUGGAAUUUAGAAACUCGAUAGGAGGCAGCAGCUGGUCUCCCACCACCCUAAAAAUAAUCCGCUCCGGCGCACUGCGUGCUUCGCCUAGGGGAGGAAAACUGUCAUCGGAGUAAGAGUCCUGCGUCCGGGUUUGAAAUUUACAUCUUAAGACAGUGUAGGAAGUCGGUGUUUUGAAGGUAGCUCAAGUGCACCGGCAGGGGUUUGAAGCAGCGUGAAGCUAUUGCCCAAGAGUAAACCAUAUAAGAAGAAAUGAGCCUUUCAUUUUGUGGUAACAACAUUACUUCAUAUAAUAUCAAUGAUGGCGUGUUAGAAAAUUCCUGCUUUGUGGAUGCCCUCAACUUGGUCCCUCAUGUCUUUCUGUUGUUUAUCACUUUUCCAAUAUUGUUUAUUGGAUGGGGGAGCCAAAGCUCAAAAGUACAAAUUCACCACAACACAUGGCUUCAUUUUCCUGGACAUAACCUGAGAUGGAUUCUUACAUUCGCUCUCCUGUUUGUGCAUGUCUGUGAAAUAGCAGAAGGCAUUGUUUCAGACUCACGGCGAGAAUCGAGGCACCUCCACCUCUUCAUGCCAGCUGUGAUGGGAUUUGUUGCCACUACAACAUCAAUAGUAUAUUAUCACAAUAUUGAAACAUCAAAUUUUCCUAAGUUACUUUUAGCCCUAUUCCUGUAUUGGGUAAUGGCCUUUAUUACAAAAACAAUAAAAUUGGUUAAGUACUGUCAAUCUGGUUUGGGCAUAUCAGACCUGCGUUUCUGCAUCACAGGCAUGAUGGUCAUCUUGAAUGGGCUCUUGAUGGCUGUGGAGAUCAACGUCAUUCGCGUCAGGAGAUAUGUGUUCUUCAUGAAUCCUCAGAAAGUAAAGCCUCCUGAAGACCUCCAGGAUCUGGGAGUGAGAUUUCUUCAACCAUUUGUGAAUUUGCUGUCAAAAGCAACAUACUGGUGGAUGAACACACUUAUUAUAUCUGCUCAUAAAAAGCCUAUUGAUCUGAAGGCAAUUGGAAAAUUGCCAAUAGCAAUGAGAGCAGUAACAAAUUAUGUUUGCCUAAAAGAUGCAUAUGAAGAACAAAAGAAAAAAGUUGCAGAUCAUCCAAAUAGGACUCCAUCUAUAUGGCUUGCAAUGUACAGAGCUUUUGGGCGACCAAUUCUACUUAGUAGCACAUUCCGCUAUCUGGCUGACUUACUGGGUUUUGCUGGACCUCUUUGUAUUUCUGGAAUAGUUCAGCGUGUGAAUGAAACCCAGAAUGGGACAAGUAACACAACUGGAAAUUCAGAUACCCUCUCAUCAAAGGAAUUUCUUGAAAAUGCUUACGUUCUAGCAGUUCUUCUCUUCUUGGCUCUUAUUUUGCAAAGGACAUUUUUGCAGGCUUCCUACUAUGUAACCAUAGAGACUGGCAUUAACCUCCGUGGAGCUCUGCUGGCUAUGAUUUACAAUAAAAUUCUUAGGCUCUCUACAUCUAACUUAUCCAUGGGGGAGAUGACUCUAGGGCAGAUCAACAACUUAGUUGCCAUUGAAACUAAUCAACUCAUGUGGUUUUUGUUCCUGUGUCCCAAUCUAUGGGCUAUGCCUGUUCAGAUCAUAAUGGGAGUGAUUCUACUCUAUAAUUUACUUGGAUCAAGUGCAUUGGUUGGUGCAGCUGUCAUUGUGCUCCUUGCACCAAUUCAGUACUUCAUUGCUACAAAGUUGGCAGAGGCUCAGAAAAGUACACUUGAUUAUUCCACUGAGAGACUGAAGAAAACAAAUGAAAUAUUGAAAGGCAUCAAACUUCUAAAAUUGUAUGCCUGGGAACACAUUUUCUGCAAAAGUGUGGAGGAAACAAGAAUGAAAGAACUAUCUAGUCUCAAAACCUUUGCACUUUAUACAUCACUCUCCAUCUUCAUGAAUGCAGCAAUUCCCAUAGCAGCUGUUCUUGCUACAUUUGUGACCCAUGCGUAUACCAGUGGAAACAAUCUGAAACCUGCAGAAGCCUUUGCUUCAUUGUCUCUCUUCCAUAUCCUGGUGACGCCACUGUUCCUGCUCUCCACGGUGGUCAGAUUUGCAGUCAAAGCCAUCAUAAGUGUUCAAAAGCUGAAUGAGUUUCUCUUGAGUGAUGAGAUUGGUGAUGACAGUUGGCGAACUGGUGAGAGUUCGCUUCCUUUUGAGUCCUGUAAGAAACACACUGGAGUUCAGCCAAAAACUAUAAACAGGAAACAGCCUGGAAGAUAUCACCUGGACAGCUAUGAGCAAUCAACACGGCGUCUACGUCCCACAGAAACAGAGGAUAUUGCCAUAAAGGUCACAAAUGGGUACUUUUCAUGGGGCAGUGGUUUAGCUACAUUAUCCAAUAUAGACAUUCGAAUUCCAACAGGUCAGUUAACUAUGAUUGUGGGUCAAGUCGGAUGUGGAAAGUCCUCUCUUCUCCUUGCCAUCCUUGGUGAGAUGCAGACACUGGAAGGAAAAGUUCACUGGAGCAAUGUAAAUGAAUCUGAGCCUUCUUUUGAAGCAACCAGAAGUAGGAACAGGUAUUCUGUGGCAUAUGCAGCUCAAAAGCCUUGGCUAUUAAAUGCUACAGUAGAAGAAAAUAUUACUUUUGGAAGUCCUUUUAACAAACAGAGGUACAAAGCUGUCACAGAUGCCUGUUCUCUUCAACCAGAUAUUGACUUAUUACCAUUUGGAGAUCAAACUGAAAUUGGAGAGAGGGGCAUCAACCUGAGUGGGGGACAGAGGCAGAGAAUCUGUGUGGCACGAGCACUGUAUCAAAACACCAACAUUGUCUUUUUGGAUGAUCCAUUCUCAGCCCUGGACAUUCACUUAAGUGAUCACUUAAUGCAGGAGGGGAUUUUGAAAUUCCUCCAAGAUGACAAAAGGACACUCGUUCUUGUGACUCACAAAUUACAGUAUCUGACGCAUGCUGACUGGAUCAUAGCCAUGAAAGAUGGAAGUGUCCUAAGAGAAGGAACUUUGAAGGAUAUUCAGACCAAAGAUGUUGAGCUUUAUGAACACUGGAAAACACUUAUGAAUCGGCAAGAUCAAGAAUUAGAAAAGGAUAUGGAAGCUGACCAAACUACUUUAGAGAGGAAAACUCUUCGAAGGGCCAUGUAUUCAAGAGAGGCCAAAGCCCAAAUGGAGGAUGAAGACGAAGAGGAAGAAGAGGAGGAAGAUGAGGAUGAUAACAUGUCCACAGUAAUGAGGCUCAGGACUAAAAUGCCAUGGAAAACCUGCUGGCGGUACCUCACUUCUGGAGGAUUCUUCCUGCUCAUCCUGAUGAUUUUCUCUAAGCUUCUGAAGCAUUCAGUCAUUGUAGCUAUAGAUUAUUGGCUGGCCACGUGGACAUCAGAGUACAAUAUAAACAGUACUGGAAAAGCUGAUCAGACCUACUAUGUGGCUGGUUUUAGCAUACUUUGCGGAGCAGGCAUUUUCCUUUGCCUUGUUACAUCCCUUACUGUAGAAUGGAUGGGUCUCACGGCUGCCAAAAAUCUUCACCACAACCUUCUCAAUAAGAUAAUUCUUGGACCAAUAAGGUUCUUUGAUACCACGCCCCUGGGACUGAUUCUCAAUCGCUUUUCAGCUGAUACUAAUAUCAUUGAUCAGCACAUCCCUCCAACCUUGGAAUCUCUAACUCGCUCAACACUGCUCUGCCUGUCUGCCAUUGGGAUGAUUUCUCAUGCUACUCCUGUGUUCUUGGUUGCUCUCCUGCCCCUUGGUGUUGCCUUUUAUUUUAUCCAGAAAUACUUCCGGGUUGCCUCUAAGGACCUCCAGGAACUUGACGAUAGUACCCAGCUCCCUCUGCUCUGUCACUUCUCAGAAACAGCAGAAGGACUCACCACCAUUCGGGCCUUUAGGCAUGAAACCAGAUUUAAACAACGUAUGCUGGAACUGACAGAUACAAACAACAUUGCCUACUUAUUUCUCUCAGCUGCCAACAGAUGGCUGGAGGUCAGGACGGAUUAUCUGGGAGCUUGUAUUGUCCUCACUGCAUCUAUCGCAUCCAUUAGUGGGUCUUCGAAUUCUGGAUUGGUAGGCUUGGGUCUUCUGUAUGCACUUACGAUAACCAAUUAUUUGAAUUGGGUUGUGAGGAACUUGGCUGACCUGGAGGUCCAGAUGGGUGCAGUGAAGAAAGUGAACAGUUUCCUGACUAUGGAGUCAGAGAACUAUGAAGGCACCAUGGAUCCGUCUCAAGUUCCAGAACACUGGCCACAAGAAGGGGAGAUCAGGAUACAUGAUCUGUGUGUCAGAUAUGAAAAUAAUCUGAAACCUGUUCUUAAACAUGUCAAGGCUUAUAUCAAACCUGGACAAAAGGUGGGCAUAUGCGGUCGCACUGGCAGUGGAAAAUCAUCCUUAUCUCUGGCUUUCUUCAGAAUGGUUGAUAUAUUUGAUGGAAAAAUUGUCAUUGAUGGGAUAGACAUUUCUAAAUUACCACUGCACACACUACGUUCUAGACUUUCAAUCAUUCUGCAGGAUCCAAUACUAUUCAGUGGUUCCAUUAGAUUUAAUUUAGAUCCAGAGUGCAAAUGCACAGAUGACAGACUCUGGGAAGCCUUAGAAAUUGCUCAGCUGAAGAAUAUGGUCAAAUCUCUACCAGGAGGUCUAGAUGCGGUUGUCACUGAAGGUGGGGAGAAUUUCAGCGUUGGACAGAGACAGCUAUUUUGCCUUGCCAGGGCCUUUGUCCGCAAAAGCAGCAUUCUUAUUAUGGAUGAGGCAACAGCUUCCAUUGACAUGGCCACAGAAAAUAUUUUGCAGAAAGUAGUAAUGACAGCCUUUGCAGACCGCACUGUGGUGACAAUCGCUCAUCGAGUUCACACUAUUCUGACGGCAGACCUGGUUAUCGUGAUGAAGCGAGGAAAUAUUUUAGAAUAUGACACUCCAGAAAGCCUCUUGGCUCGGGAAGAUGGAGUAUUUGCUUCUUUUGUUCGCGCAGACAUGUGAAGGAGUAUCUUAAAACGAUACAUGUAUUUAAAAUAAUGCAGCCAUACCUAAUUAAUGGAUCAUCAGCUUGACCUCUGUAAAGUGGCAUCUUAAACUUUUACAGAUUUUUGCACGAGAAGUUGAUGUUUAUUUUUCCUGUUUUUUAAAAACAGUUUUUCAGAAUAUUAUUGCUUAAUAUGUUCAUUAUUGAUGUUUCUAUAGUGAUCAAGCCACUCUACCUUUAAGAAUAGCUAGGUUGUAUUAAAACAUGUAAGCUACUUUAAGUGGUAAAUCUAUAGCUAAAGUUUUCGCAUAACUUGAAGUCUGGCAUGGAAGUCUGGAACUUGAAGUCUGGCAUCUCUCAGGCAUGGAAAUUGCAAUCAGUAGUCAGUAUUACCAUACUCUUGUAAGUAGGAAUAUAUUUUCCUUAUUGUUGGAGUCUCCAGAGGUUAUUGGAAGAGAAUUUAAAAAGACAUGUUUUCUAAUGAAAUUCUCAAAUUCAUUAUCUACUUUACAAGAAUGUAUUUGUAUUCAUUAACAUUACUCAUACCUAUUUUUGUUAGAAGUCUUUUUUUCCUCUUGUUUCUUGUCACCAAGAAGUUACCACUAUAUUUAUUCUAUAAAGCCAAAGCCUUAGCUAGAAAGAUCAUGAAGAGUUUAAACAUUUUAAAAAUUUUACUCAAAUUUUCAUUUUUUCCUGUCCUGUAAUGAGAGAAUUAUUAAGAUAUCAGGCACAAUGUGCCUUUUCCAGACUGAAGUUCAAAGAGUGAUUAGGUUCAAUCUUUCAGUGGCAGGCCAGCUAAACGUUCUGCAGUUUAAUUACUAGCUGUGGUUAUUAUCUUAAGCCCUAACGUGCCGCAUUACUCAAGAUUUACACAGGCACGUGACUUCACUUGGCACUGCUAAUUACGGCAGGUGAACAUUCCUCAUAGGUGUCAGAUAUUUCCUAUGAAACAAUCUACUGGCAGGCUGGAAAUAUCUUACACUUUGAAGUUAUAUAUGUAACAAGUGUCUGUUUCUAGCUGGAAGAGUUUACCUCUUCUAGACAUUUACCCAAUGGUGUCACAUAUGAUUCAUUUGCUCCUGCUCUAAUUUUAAUGUGCAUAUAGAAAUAUACCAAAAAUGUUAUUGUAAUUUUAAUGAGCAUGUAAAGAGAGUGUAUCAAAAAUUCAUGGGAUAUUAGUGGUAGGUUUUGCUUAAAUGAAAAUUAAUAAAUUCAAAAAUACUAAAAGUUACCUUCAUUGUCAUGUGAGCAACCCGUUUCUACCAUUCUGUGCCCAUCCACUGUAAAUAUCAUCAAUUUCAUUUUCGUAUGAAGAUCCACAUUCAUUGUAAGAUUGUGAAGACUUAUAAAAUUGAUGAAUUAAGAGAAAUUCUGGUGUUUUUCUAUAGUUUUUUGUGCUCUGUUUAUUGUGUAGUGUAUUCACUGUUGGAAAAUCUGUAAUAGUUGUGUAUCUAGAAUAUUGAAUCUUUAUAUUGACAAAAAAAUAAGUUCCAUAAGUAUAGACAAAAAUGGCCCAUCAUAUUUAGCUUAAACUGCAAACUUCUGUUGUGUAUGUAAAACUUCAUUGGAAGAAAAUACAUUAUUGUUUUCUGAAAACUAAACAGAACAUGACUGGUACUCAUUAAUUAUAUCUUGAAAAUAUUUUCUAAAACUUCAACCACUCUUCUAAAAUGUUGGUGUUUAAAUCAUUUGUAGGGCUGAAUAUGCAUAUUUCCUGUUAGCAAGUUAUCAUUCUCACAGAGAAAAGGGUUGUUACCCAUGGAAGUAAUCUUUUAAUGAUAUUUUCUUUUUCUUUUUUUUUUUAAUGAUAUUUUCUAAUUAUAUCACUGUACAGGCAACAUCAGUAGAAGCCGUUUUAGUUACACUAAACUAAAGAUCAUGUUUGCCCUUUUACACCCAAGUGGUGGUUGGUCCCCUCAUAACUGUUAGUUACUUGAGUAAAUGUCUAAUUGUCAACUAAAUUGGCUAAAUAAGGUCAAGGAUAAUGUUCUUCAUUGAUAACCAUUUAUUAUACAUAUAUUACCUAUCAAACAUAAAAAGAUUCAUCUUAAAAUAAUAUUUGACUAUAUAGGUACAUCUCUGUAAAAGAUGACCGGCUUAACUAAAUCAAAUUUCACAUUUAUAAAUUUUACAUUUAAUUAGUCAAAUAAAUUUUUAAAUUAUAAUUCCCAUAAGAAGCAAUAAAUGCAUUAAGCAUUAUAUUAAAAUGCCAGGGUUACUGAUGUCAUUAACAGGGAAAAGACAUUUUAUAUAAACAAUUGUGCACCCUCUAUUUUUAUACUUUUACUCAUGAUCCAUUUAGAAGUCUACUUAGUUCUAGAUUAGAUACCAGAAGACCCUCUAAAUAACUGAUCCCUGAAAUUUGGGACCAUGUCUUGUUUGCCAUUGUGCGCCUGGAAUUUAAUACAAGUACCUAACCCAUAGUAGGCCCUAAGAAAUAUAGUUGAUGGAUUCACUGAUUAGUUUUUCUGCCACGUGCCUAUAACUAUAGGUUAUUCUCUCUUUCCUGUAUUGUGUAUAUUCUAUUUAUUCUCUACAAUAUAUAAAAUGUGUUUAUUCUCUACAAUAAAUGUAUUUAUGCUCUAUAAUAUAUAAAAACAUAUUGGACUACUAUUAUAUAAUAAAUUACUCUAUUUGCUUAAA